AGUUGUUGAGUGUCGUUCACGGGGAACACACGAAAGUUUACGUAAAUUCAUAAAUAUCAUUUUUAUCAUUCCACACCUUUAAGUCCAUUAUAAGUGCUCCUAUAUGUUUGAUAAAUUACAAUCAAUUUAGACAAUUUUAUUGACUAACAAAGAGUUUCAAAAUUAAUUCAAUUCCUUUCACAGAAAUUCACUUAUAUUGCUUCUACUUACAAUUAGUUUAGUCGAGAGAAGUGAAAGUGUGUUGUGAGGGUAACAAAAAGGCAUACAGAGAGUGACUGUGGGGGCGCCUGGUGCAAAAGAAAAUCAAGUGUGGAAUGGGAUAUUGACGAGAAGGAGUGAAUAAAAUAAAAUCAUUUUGUUUUCCAUGCUAACCCCCCAUCCUCCUCGUGUGUGUCUUCUAAAUGAGACAGUGUCACAAAGUUCAGGGUGGCGAAACGGACAAAUAAAAGUCAAAUAGAUCAAUAUCAUUUGCGAGGCGCCAAAAUGACGACACGAAUUUUAUGAACUCUCCACUCUGACCUCAUCAUUAACAUUGAGCUAAAGAGCAACCCCUUCUAUAUAGAGGAAAACCUGCCCGCGCUCUGUUGAGAGAAGAAAAAUAAUGGGCAGGAGGUACAAGCAACGACUGAUUCCCGAGCAAGAUCGUCGGAUAUGUGGAUCAAUUUGUCUGUGCCAGUUAACGAUCGUGCUCUCCUGUGUGGCCAUCGUUUACCUGAGCGUGGCUAUUUAUAUGCCAUCGUACAAAGCUUUUCAAUCCGGCUUUGAGCCCGAGCCCGUCAUGUGCCAAACAAUAAAUACAACCAUGGCAAAUAAUUGUGCCUGGGCCAGCUGUGGGGAGUGGUGUCUGACCAGGACAAGUGGUUUCUGCCCGCAAAUCCACACCGCAGUCCGUCGAAAUGGAACUGAUGUAAUAUUUGAGAAUUGCACACGCUCUACCACAACAAAUUGCCCACAGGUGAAUCCGGAGGAUUUGAAGAAAUACAACUGCAACAACGGUACUGAAUGUUCUCAUCUCACAGGUGUCUUCAACUGUUCCCUUGGACACUGUGCUAAUAUGUCUGAUCUCUAUGAGUGCCAUUAUGGGAAGGCAGACGGGGUGACUAUAGAUGCUGAGAAGGAUAAUAUGAAACUCAAUGGAUUUUUCUACUGCAAAGGUUCUAAUUGCACUAAAAUAAAGAGAGCUUUUUCCUGUGACCGUUUCUGCCCAAAAAUCACCACAACCACCAUCAAUGUCUUCGUCAUGCACAACGAUAGUCUCACGACGGCUGACUGUGAAGUUGCCUUGGCCAUAAAUGAAGCUCGAGGAUCUGAUCCAGGUGUCCGAAUAGAUCCCACGCGUUUUUGGAAUGAAUCCCAAGGGGCUGUUUUAACAAAUUGCCUCGAUGCGGUACGCACUGAAGGACGCAUUGAAGCUUUCGACUGCCUCAAUGGGACACUUUUGCCCGAGGAGCAAAUCCCACAUCCGUGGAUGAAUUUUACAACCUUCUGGAAAAUCUACGAAAACAGCACCAUUCCAGUGGACCCAGAUCAGAGAUUCCUCCCACGUCAGUCCACGCUUACAAUCUACAACACCAGUAAGCUUUUCAUUAAUCUCGAGGGAUGUGUUAAUACCCUCAAGGGGGAAUGUAAGCAAUUUCUCGUAACUCAUGGAAAUGAUGGGGACAACAAUACAGCUCAGGCUAGAUUUCCCUGCUUCUACCACAAGAACAGCUCCACAUUUGUUGUGGCACGAUUUGAUCUGCAGAAAACAUGGAAAGAACUCAUGAUUGCCGUCAUUGUACCAACAUCCCUCUUUGUCAUUUCUCUCAUCACCCUGUGCAUCAUCACGCAGUCCGUACGUGUGGGGGAUGAUGCAAAAAUGCGCUGCAAGUACUGCGUCGAUGGGUCGGAUCAAGAGGAUUCCUUGGGGAUUUCGUCAAAGAAACGCUACGCCGCCACAGAAGACAACACUCUGAACACCCCGAAUUUGGCACCAUCAGUCUCACAGCAAUCCAAUCCCACGGAGUUAAAUAGCAUCUCAUUCGAUUGUGGACAAUCCAGCACAAAAUCCCUAAUUCCCAUGAGUCCCUGCUCGGAGAAAACAUUCAAGAAAUUUGCGGAAAAUCUCGAAAAGUGCUGCGAAUCGAGCCUCAGUGAGGAACCUCCACAAAUUACUGUUGAACAAAUUACACAAAAUGAGGAGAAACAGAAAGAGGAUAAACCUCUAAUGAUUCUCUAACUACCCCUAUUUAGGACUGCUCCUUAUUAGACUUUCUAAUUUAAUUCCAUGAUAAUUAUUAGAGGAAAAAUAUGUUAUUUGUGUAUGUGUGUUAAAAGCUUCAAUUUUCGCUUCAUUUCGUGGAAAAACAUUAUAAAUGAUAAAAAUCAAAAAUUUCAUCAAGAACUAUACGAAACUCUCAAAGGGACCAUCAAUUGCACUCCACCCACUCACAAAUGCCUUUUUCCGUCGUUAUUUUUUUUUUUUCAAACCACACACGAAGAGAAAGUCAAUCAUAACGCGUCCAGUUAUUAGAGUUGGUAUACCACAACGCGGAUGGGUCAGUCUAUGCGUUGUAAUUUAAUUUGUGAGCAGAAUUAGUAGGCAAAGUUGAUUUUUUUUUAUGAAAUUCAUCAAUAUGAAAGAUAAAAAUGCUCAUAUCUGAAGUUCUAUAAGACCUACAGAAAUUUCUUGACUAGUUUUGGAAAGUUCUUGAAACAAGCUAUAAGUUGACAUAUAUAUCAAUAAUUUUCAAGGUCACAUCUAGAACAAAAAUGGCGGAUAUUUGUUUGAGCAAAACAGUUUUUUGCACUUUUUGUCCUCAAGAAAUGGUUCUAGAGGUUUCUGAUGUUUCAGAAAGUUGUAGAGUUUUGCAAAACCUUUAAUUUGAUACCAAAUUGAGCAAAAUCGGAGAGACCGUUCAAGAGAUAUGGCUCAUAGAACUUUUCAAAUUCAAGAAUUUUUCAAAUGGUCAUAUCUUCUAAACGGCGACAUAGAUUUUCUUCAUUUUCGGACUGGUAAAAGAUAUUGAGUCAGGCUACAACAUAUCAAAAUUUAAAGGAAAUCUAUAACAGAUGUUCGGAGAUAUAGGCCCUUAAAGUUAGGCAAUUUUUGUUUUUGAUUUUAGCGCCUCUUGCGGCCAUUUUUGGAAAUUAAAAUGUUCUAGAUAGUUGUAGGGCUUCUUGAAACCUUUCAUUUGAUACCAAGAUCGUCAAAAUCGGUCAAGCCGUUCUUGAGUUAUAUCGAAAAAACACUUUUUGCUUUAGGUCGCCAUAUUUGCUAAACGGUUUGACCGAUUUUCAAGUAUGAGUUAUCGAUGAAAACGUCUCACUGAGCACUACAACAUACUAAAAUUUCAGACCUCUAGCUAUAAGGGAACUGAUUGACGGUAUUUCAAAAUGGCGGAUGGCAGCCAUCUUGGAUUUUGAAAAUGCAAAAAAAUGAAAUUUUACACCCACAUUUCUAUAGAAAACUUCAAACCGGAAGUCUCUAUCUGUUACCGUUUUCGAGCUAUAAGGUGAAAUGUGGAGUCCAGGCCGGCAGGCCGGCAGGCCGGCCGGAUCAAAAAUUUUCCACCACCAUUUUCGUAAUGUGGGAUGUCUAAAACGUGCUCAUACCAAGUUUGAGCCCGAUCUGAGGUGGUCGGUUUUUCCGAUGAUUACAAUACUUGGUAUGCCACGAUUGUGGUAUACCAACUAAUUACAAGACUUCAAGCGAAGAGAAAUUGUAGGGUGUAUUGCCAUCUACCUUUUGUAUUUUUUCUUUUAUACAAAGAAUCCUGACACAAACACUACAAAAUCCUAUAAGACGAUCACGAAGAGAAAAGAUUAAUCACCCGAAAACUCCUCUUCAUCCCUUUUCCACCAACGAACAGUGCAAUGAAAAUCUUUUUAGACCAAACAUUCAAAAUGUCCAUAUUAAUCGUAAUUUGGAAAAUCAUUAUUUUAAAUUGUAAAUGUGCCUUUGUGUAAACUUUUUGUGAAAAAUACAACCCAUAUUAUACAAGAUGAAUAUUUAAAAUCAUCUAUCAGAGCUCUUUUAGUAAGAUUUACAAAUGCUAAUACGACUUAAUAUGUCUUUAGAUCUGUAAAUCUUAUAAACAAAAUAUUUGUAAAAGAAUAUUGAAAUCUAUUAUAAAGUCUCAGUGUUGAAGCUUAAAUGAAAACUGAUAUAU
Lutzomyia longipalpis is the source of this 4151-nucleotide messenger RNA. RefSeq lists its product as uncharacterized. Lineage: Eukaryota; Metazoa; Arthropoda; Insecta; Diptera; Psychodidae. The record is from RefSeq and is a predicted model, not a curated record. The coding region runs from base 602 to 2218 and encodes 538 amino acids. Gene Ontology annotation, molecular function: sodium channel regulator activity. Gene Ontology annotation, biological process: regulation of sodium ion transport. The transcript has 5 exons.